GUGAUGGCAGCUGACAGUGAUGUGAAGAUGCUUCUGAAUUUUGUAAACCUGGCGUCCAGUGACAUCAAGGCGGCCCUGGACAAGUCGGCACCCUGCCGCCGCUCUGUGGACCAUCGCAAGUACCUGCAGAAACAACUCAAGCGCUUCUCUCAGAAGUACUCUCGGCUCCCUAGGGGCCUGCCUGGCAGGGUGACAGAGCCCCACCUGCAAAGGGGGCCUGAAGAGAGGCCUGGACGGCUACCCCUCCAUCCCUGUCCCCAAUCCAGCCCCGGUGGGGGUGGGAGCUGCACAGAAAAGGCCCUGGGGACCCCCUUCAGGGAGGAGUGCCUUUCUAGGGAGCAGAGCUUCCGGGGAUUGAAUCCAGAGGCUGCUAGGCCUGGCCAGGUACCCAUGAGGAAGAGACAGCUGCCUGCUUCAUUCUGGGAGGAGCCAAGGCCCACCCUCAGCUACCCAAUGGGGCUGGAGGUGGGCCUGGGCCCCAGAGAGGCAUCUCUGUAUGAGAAUAAGAAAAAUUGCAAGGGUCUGGAGUCCCUGGGGCCUGAGACAGCACCAUUGCCCAUGUCCCCAAGGGUUCUAGCUGACGCAGAGCCACUCAAGAUGUCGGGGGUAUCCUUGGUAGGCGGUCUUGAUGCUUGGAGCUGCUGCCCUUUCCAGUGCCAUGGACAGCCCAUCUUCCCCAGUCUUCCUGGGGUCCUGCCUCAAGGCCCAGUACCCAGUCUGGGCUUGUGGAGGAAAAGCCAGGCCUCACCUGUGGAGCUGGCCCACUUCUGCAAGGAUGUGGACGUCCCAGGGCCGAAAGUGUACAGACCCGUAGUUCUGAAGCCUAUUCCGACUAAGCCAGCCGUCCCUCCUCCCAUCUUCAAUGUCUUUGGCUACCUCUAG
Messenger RNA from Apodemus sylvaticus (European woodmouse), 882 nucleotides. RefSeq names its product family with sequence similarity 181 member A (gene Fam181a). The transcript has a single exon. Lineage: Eukaryota; Metazoa; Chordata; Mammalia; Rodentia; Muridae. Bases 4 to 882 code for a protein of 292 amino acids. The record is from RefSeq and is a predicted model, not a curated record.